AUGCUGCCGUUAGAGAAGCUCUUGCUCGCAAUGGCGGAGCAAGGGCGGCCAUGCCAGCCACCUCUGGCAUGGCGCGCCACGUCUGCAGCUACGUUAGGCGCGGUCGGCUUCCUGUGCAGGAGCUUUCUACAUGCGCUCAACAGGACUGAGACUACAGGCCUCGAUCGUUUUCUCAGCAUCCUCGAUGAGAGAACGGAUGAGAGAAGUAGGACCAGAGGCUUGAUCACAGUCUCGAAUCAUGUCAGCGUUCUCGACGACCCGAUGAUAUGGGGAGUUCUCCCGCACAAGUACUUCUGGAAUCCCAACAACAUGCGAUGGUCACUGGCCAGCUUCGACAUAUGCUUCAAGAAUGGCCAACAAAGCCUUCUGUCUGCCUUUUUCACGUAUGGCAAUACAUUGCCCACCCAUCGAUCAGCUCACUCAAGAUUCGGGGGACUUUUCCAGCCAACCAUGACACAAUGUAUUCGACUACUCAGCGAUCCUCAUGGCCCGCGAGAUCAGCUUGCAGAACCUGAUGCGAAUGAAGACAAGACAUCUUUUCCAAGUACGGAUCCGUUCUCGUCAUUGGAGCUAUACUACUCAACAAAUGGCGAAGACUCCUUCCCUGCACCAGCAGCAUACCCAUCUCGUCGUCACAGCUGGAUCCACAUCUUCCCAGAAGGCAUGAUCCACCAGCAUCCUGACCGAGUAAUGCGCUACUUCAAAUGGGGCGUUGCACGAUUGAUUCUCGAAGCCGAACCAUGUCCGGAUGUCAUACCCAUGUGGAUUGACGGACCACAGCUUGUCAUGGACAACGAACGAGGCUUUCCGAAGCCACUUCCACGGAUAAACAAAGAUAUCAGCAUCAACUUUGGCGAGCUUGUUGACAUGGAGAGGGUUUUUGGAUCUUACCGAGCAAGGUGGAGGCAGUUGCAGGAGCGUGCGAGGCGGAAGCGACUCGGCUUCUUCCAGCAUGUCAACGAUCACGAUGUGGAUCACGAGGGGGAACUUGGCGUGGUCACCGAUGAUGAGCUAAAGUACGGGAGGGAAGCAGAGCAGCUGCGUAUGGAAGUCACCAUGGCCGUCAGAAAUGAAGUGCUCAAAGUACGACGAGCGUGUAGCGGUUUGCCAGACGAGGAUCCGAAGCGCAGCCUGGCCGAGACUUGGAGAUCAGAAGCCAGCACCGCCAGAGAAGGACCGCAGAAGGAUGGCAGCUCCCUGAAGGAUACUUAA
This is a messenger RNA of Fulvia fulva, 1212 nucleotides long. RefSeq names its product Tafazzin. Gene Ontology annotation, cellular component: mitochondrial membrane. Gene Ontology annotation, molecular function: 1-acylglycerophosphocholine O-acyltransferase activity. The transcript has 4 exons. The record is from RefSeq and is a predicted model, not a curated record. NCBI's taxonomy places the organism in Eukaryota, Fungi, Ascomycota, Dothideomycetes, Mycosphaerellales, Mycosphaerellaceae. The coding region runs from base 1 to 1212 and encodes 403 amino acids. Gene Ontology annotation, biological process: cardiolipin acyl-chain remodeling; inner mitochondrial membrane organization.